UGACAGUGACACAAACUUUUUUUUGUCUACAUAGUUGUCAAAAUUGAAAGGAAAAGGAGGCGUCGACUGGAUUCCACAAAUUCCAUCUUUUAAUUUCAUAUUCUCAAAAUGAUUCGCUUUAUACUCAUCCAAAAUCGUGCGGGUAAAACUAGGCUGGCAAAAUGGUAUAUGAACUUUGAUGAUGAUGAGAAACAGAAGCUUAUUGAAGAAGUGCACGCUGUGGUUACCGUGAGGGAUGCUAAACACACUAACUUUGUGGAGUUCAGAAACUUCAAGAUUGUGUACAGAAGGUACGCUGGCCUGUACUUCUGCAUAUGCGUGGAUGUGAAUGACAACAACUUGUGCUAUUUGGAAGCUAUACACAAUUUUGUGGAAGUCCUAAAUGAGUAUUUCCAUAAUGUUUGUGAAUUGGACCUGGUAUUCAACUUCUACAAGGUUUACACAGUGGUUGACGAGAUGUUCCUGGCUGGAGAAAUACGAGAGACAUCACAGACUAAAGUCCUGAAGCAGCUGCUUAUGCUCAACUCCUUAGAAUAAACCUGGUUAUAUCAUACUUGGACUGAGCCAAGAUAAUAAUGAUUACUAGUAGCAGUCAACUCAAGAAGAAUGUUUCUGUAUGAUGAUUAAUAUUGUUAUCCUUGUAGGUUUGCACAGGUGGUUAGCUAUCGUAUUGUAAUGUAAAAUAAACUAAUUAGAGAAUACAGAAAAAAACACCAACUAAAUUGGGCAUCUUGCUCUUUUUGUACAUGUUUGUACACCUGUACAUUCUAUACAUCCAACUACCUAUAUUUAGUAUACAUUAAAUAUAGCGUUCUAAAUUAAAUUCAGCUUUUCAUGGCACUGUAUAAUCAAGAUCAGUUAACUGCAGUGCAGUAAAUAUAAGCUUAACAGCAAUGGCAAAAAACACGUUGCAGCUUCUGGAAUAAUCCUACCAGUCCAAUAUCUAAUAUUGAUUUAAUCUAUGGAAACUUGGGGACAGUGCAAGGGGCCUGCAUCCUGGCUCGGUCCAGUACUUAGUGUAAGUUAUGUAAUAUAUUUAUUAUAGACUACUAUACAACAUUAAUUCUACCAGACGCAAGAUCUGAAAGAGUAGUGCUGUAAAUGAAUGAAUGAUGGUAGAAUUAUAUUAAAUAAAUGUUUAAACACUGUUAUAAGGUAAGUUUGUAUAGAUAAUACUCAUUCAUUCCAUAUUAGAAACAUACACAAAGAAAUGUAGUUACUCAUGCUAAAAAAUAUAUUAAUUGAUAUUGUUUAAUGUAGCAAAGCAUCAUGUUGCUCUCAAGGAAUGAAUAUUAUAAAUUUUAUAAUGUAUUUAAUAAUAAUUAAGUUCAGUAGAAAUUUUACUUUUAUUAGUGUGUCAAGAAAUGUGGUUAAAGAAUUUGUGCUUGUUUAUCUAAAGAAACCUGUUAAAAUGAAAUAUGCCGUACUAUUAAAGUAAAUAGAACAAUUCUUAAUACCUAUAUGUGAAGUUAUUGGCUUGGAAGUUAUAAUAAGCUCUUAAACUUCGCAAUAACAUCUGGUAAAUACACAAUCUGUCUGGAAAUGUUAUGUAUAAAUUAUGUUAUUAUAAACACAUAUAAAUUGAGAAGUAUAAGAAUACCUUCAUGAGAUCAUAAUGUAUAUAAAAGUGUAAUUAUAAGCAUUGUUUAUUGGUGUAUAUUAGAGCAAAUAAAAUUAUUGCUUAAAGAAAA
This is a messenger RNA of Trichoplusia ni (cabbage looper), 1691 nucleotides long. It is a transcript of the gene AP-2sigma, whose product is annotated as AP-2 complex subunit sigma. Gene Ontology annotation, cellular component: AP-2 adaptor complex; membrane coat; intracellular membrane-bounded organelle. Gene Ontology annotation, molecular function: clathrin-cargo adaptor activity. The transcript has 4 exons. NCBI's taxonomy places the organism in Eukaryota, Metazoa, Arthropoda, Insecta, Lepidoptera, Noctuidae. Gene Ontology annotation, biological process: intracellular protein transport; clathrin-dependent endocytosis. The coding region runs from base 109 to 537 and encodes 142 amino acids. The record is from RefSeq and is a predicted model, not a curated record.